CUUGCCUGAAGUGCAGAGCGCUCGAGCGCUCGACAGCCAUAUGGGCUGCCCAUAGCCGAGCCAUGCCGUAGUUCAUAAAAUGGAGGACAUCGCCUCCAGCAUCACAGAUUUAAUAGGAAGGACGCCGCUGCUGCGCCUCCAGUCAAACAGCGCCGAACUCCUCGCAAAACUCGAAUUCCUCAACCCCGGCGGCUCGGUCAAGGAUAGAGCAGCGUUAGCUAUCGUGGAGGACGCGGAACGGCGCCAGUUGUUGAGGAAGGGCUCCGUGCUAGUGGAUGCCACCUCCGGCAAUACUGGUAUAGCAUUAGCCAUGGUCGCCGCCUCCAAAGGUUAUGGGUGUGUUGUAAGUAUGCCGCGCGUGUGCACGAAUGUCGAAAGGUACGCGCUCAUCAAAGCGUACGGUGGUGUUGUACUACUAAGUGAGCCGAACGAAGGCGCCGAGGGGAUGCUGCGGCUGGCCAAAAAGGCCGCUGAAGCUUUGGGAGACCGGGCCUACUACACGGCUCAGUUCUCGAACCCCUGUAAUGCGGAAGCACAUUUAAAUGGGACGGGACCGGAGCUCUGGCGCCAGUGUGGUGGGAGGCUGGACGCUGUUGUAUUGGGCGCGGGCACGGGCGGCACGGCCUCUGGUAUUACAAGAGCUCUACGGUCCCUCGCAUCGCAGAGUGGUGUACAACCUCCGAAAAUUGUGGUAGUGGAGCCCGAGCUCUCCCGAACUUUAUCUGGUGGAGUGCACCACAACGGGCAUGGAGUCACGGGUAUUGGAGCAGGUGUACCUCUCGCGUUCGUGUGCAAUAAAGAUGAAACAGACGAAGGCCAACGGGUCCAAGUUGAUGAAUUCCGGAGCUGCUCCCUGGCUGAUGCGUUGGACGAGGCGCGCGCCGUAUCCAUGCGAGAUGGGGUAUUGGCGGGGCCGUCGUCGGGCGCGGCGCUCAGAGUGGCGCGGGACGUCGCGUCGGAGCUGGGCGAAGGCAAGCGCGUCGUCGUUAUCUUACCUUCAGCAGGGGAGCGCUACCUCACGCACCCGCUCUUUGACGCGCACCGGAGACAAGCGGAGGCGGAGCUCGGCCUCACUGAUGUUGUGGUGGACGAUGGGAGGGAGCUGCGGAAACUCCAAGACCUCUCCCGACCAGAGCCAUCAGUGCAUUCAUCGAAUGAUCCGGUCGUGGAGACGCGCCGCGCGCUCGAGAAUGAGCUCGCGAGGAUGGCCGCCGAGCUCCUCAACUGCGAAAACAUACCGGUGGAGGCGCGCCUCGAGGACCUCGGGGCCUCGUCGCUCACCGCGGCGCGAUUGCUGGGGAAGUUGGCAUUAGCGGGCCGCGAUUCUCAAAUGCCGGGGGCAAAAGUAGCUUUAUUGAAGGUGGCGCUGUUGGGGUCGGUGCGCGAUUUAGCAAGGGUUCUAUUGAGGCUGGAUGCGGACGACGCGCCGUUCCACGGCGGUAAGGCGCCUGAUGGUUGUGUGAUAAGGGUAGCCUACUGCGGCGGCUGAGACCCGCUCUUCGGCGCCCAGUUCGAAGCUCUCAAAGCUUUCCUGGCGUCGCUCUUCGAGGGUUUGGUGGUUGAAGGGUUUGUCGAAAGUGGUAUGACUGGCGCGUUCCGCGUGACUCUUGUAUGUGGUACCGAGGAGACAGUAUUGUCGCCCUACGGCUUCGUGGACACACCUGGUCGUAGGGCGACGCUCGCCGCCGCCAUCGCGUCCCAUUUUUAGUUCUACGUGACCGGCCCACACUCCUAACAUGGUGUGGGCCGCGACUGAAGCUAUAAGUAUUAAUCACAGUU
This is a messenger RNA of Pelagomonas calceolata, 1779 nucleotides long. Lineage: Eukaryota; Pelagophyceae; Pelagomonadales; Pelagomonadaceae. The record is from the annotation of a GenBank genome assembly.